Harmonia axyridis is the source of this 908-nucleotide messenger RNA. RefSeq names its product RPII140-upstream gene protein (gene 140up). Gene Ontology annotation, cellular component: mitochondrion. The coding region runs from base 99 to 854 and encodes 251 amino acids. The transcript has 5 exons. NCBI's taxonomy places the organism in Eukaryota, Metazoa, Arthropoda, Insecta, Coleoptera, Coccinellidae. The record is from RefSeq and is a predicted model, not a curated record.
AUGCUCUAAUCAUAGAUAAAGUUUGGUUUGGCGCUGGCCUUGCCGAAGUAAACAUUUUUAUUUUAUAUUAGGAAAUUGGAAAAAUCUUUCUUUUAGAAAUGAUUAAAUAUUUGAAUAAGUACAAAUCUCCAGGCAUCAUGUUGGGUGCACUAUUUCCAUUAACUUCAGAGAAUGACUUCGAUAAAGUUGAGGUUGGUGUUGUAGAAGAACAAACCUCUGAUGGAUGGCAAAGAUUGCAAAAAAUGUUUGAGAUUGAUGAAUUUGGAGAUAUGAGUAAUGAACUAACUGUUGUUAGUCAAACAGCUAUGGUGAGCGGUUUUGCAGGCUUAAUUUAUGGAGGUGUUAUGAAUAGUAGGACUGCCUACACUGAUUUCAUGAGACAUAACACGGCAACAUCAUUUAGUUCUCAUUUUGAAGCAAAAAGGAAGCUCCAAGAUGCUGUGACAAAAAGCUUUGGUAAAGGAGCUUGGAAGUGGGGCUGGCGGGUCAGUUUAUUCACUACAUCUUUUGUGGGAAUUUCAACAAUGGUGUCGGUUUAUAGGGGAAAAAGUGGCAUUCGUGAAUAUAUUGUGGGAGGAGCACUUACAGGUACUUUAUACAAAUGGCAAAUGGGACCAAGAGGAUGGAUUGUUGGAGGGCUAUUAGGUAGUGUAUUGGGUCUCUUCUCAGGGUCAAUAUCUUAUGGUUUACUAAAAAUGAAUGGAUUAACAAUGAGUGAAUUGCGGAAAUAUCAAGCUGAUGUAGGAAAAGUUAGGAAAAACUUGAUCAAAGAAGGAAUGAGACUAAAAGAAGAAGAAGAUGAUGCCUUGAUUAAGGCACAUAGGGAAAAGCUAGUUUCAGAGAAUAAAAUUUAAUCGUAAUUUAUCAUUAGGUGUAAAUUAUUGUAAAUAUAAUGAAUUAUAAUGCAA